This is a messenger RNA of Gloeophyllum trabeum ATCC 11539, 777 nucleotides long. RefSeq lists its product as uncharacterized. The record is from RefSeq and is a predicted model, not a curated record. The transcript has 5 exons. Bases 51 to 266 code for a protein of 71 amino acids. NCBI's taxonomy places the organism in Eukaryota, Fungi, Basidiomycota, Agaricomycetes, Gloeophyllales, Gloeophyllaceae.
CAGACAGACCUAAAGAAGGCUAUCCACACGAUAUGGUGGGGAAGUUCAAGAUGGCGGCGACUCAGUUUAUGCAAUACGAGAAGCGUUACACGCACCUGGUCAAAGAGUACGCGGAGCUGAACAGGACGUCGCGACGCGCACUACAUGAAUUAGAGAUCUCGAGCUUCGACUUGAAGCUUGCUGAGGAGCGAAGGAAGGUGGCAGAUGCCCAGCUGGAGAAGGCUAAGGUUGGUGCGCUAGGGAUAGAUUAUGUGAAAUCAAGUUAGAGCGGCUGUCGCUGUCUUCUUGGCAUCAGAUAAGUUCUGCUUAUCCCCGAGGUGGCAAAUGACCGAAGAACUUCAUGCUUCCAUGACUAUCCCUGUGGAUUGCGUUGCAAUAAUGACAGAGUACAAGCAUGUCCAAUGAGUCCAUUAUGUUUUGGGCAUAGGUUUACACUCCAUAUGUGUUUGUGUAGGGUCAAGUGGUAAUGCGCAGUAGAAACCAUUGGCCUGCAUAGCCUGAAACAGUUUCGUUGCGUACAUUUGCACUGUGAUACACUCUUUCCCCUUCGUCCGACUCUCUCUACAUAGCUUUGACUGGGGUGCGUCGCGUUCACUGUCAAAGGUAUAUAUGGUAUUGGGUUCUUUAGCUACGAAGUCCUUCACGACCUCAUCGGCCUUCUUCUCGACUUUUUCUUGCCGUUUCUCUGAGCUAGUUUCUGACGAGCCAAAGCCGAACAUGUCUCUGCGAUUUUCUGGACUCGACAAGACGCGACAGAGCAGCUUAUUUGCAAGGGAC